AGAAGAAUGCAGCCAUUAUUGAAGAAGAAUUGAAGACCACAAAACGUAAAAUGAACCUGAAAACUCAGGAGCUACGGAGACAACUGUCUCAGGAGAAGUACCUAAGGGAAUCUCUGGAGAAAUCCGCAUCAGCCAUGCUUUUCAAAAUACAAGAAAUGGAAUCAACAGUGGAGGUGGAACGGAAACAGGUGCAGAUUUUGCAGCAAAACUGCGUUGCCCUACGCAGUUCUAUACAGACCACCCAAGAUCUGCUGGCACAGGAGCAACAGAAAAAAGGAGAGUUGGAGACUUCUAUCUCUCUGCUCAAGUCUGACCUAAUUUCUAGAGAUGAGGUCAUUUCCAAGUUGGUUGAAGAAAAUAAGAAUGUGCAGAUGUCUUUGAACAAGGAACAUGAAGAAAAUGCAUAUUUGAGGUCUGAAUUAGUAGCCCUUCAUGAAACAUCAGAAAAAGCACAGGUUUCGAAUGACCAGCUGACUAGAAAGUGUUCAGAGCUGAACAGCAUGCUUGAGACUGUUAGUAUGGAAAAUGCCAGAAUUAUUGCUGACCAUCAAGCCAUUCUGCAGGUAGAGAAGAAAAUGAUGACACAGACCUUUCAAGAACAAAACUUACUCCUGGAUGCAGCCCAUGCCAGUAUCACUACGGAGCUAGAGACUGUUCAGAAUGAGAAAAUCCAACUCCAAACACAUCUGGACCAUUUAAUCCUCGAGCAUAAUCAGUGUAUCCAGAAAGCACAGGAUGCUGAGAGGAGGACAGCCUUGCAGAAGGAGCUGCUAGAAACAACAAUUGCAAGACUGCGCGGUGAACUGGAAGCAUCAAUCCAGGAGAAGAAGUCUCUGCUGGAGGAGAAAGAAAGAUUUCAGGGAGAGGUUGAUAAAACAGAGAAAGAAAUAGCGCAAGAAAAAUGCAAUUUGGAAAAGGAAUUAGCCAAAAACAAGAUAGAUAUAAAUGCAUUAACCCAAAACCUGCACAUUCUCGAGGAAAAGAAUAAACACCUGGCGGAACAAAUGGCUUCCCUAGAACUUCGGCAAGUCACUUCUGAUUACAAUGGGCUUGCCCAGCAGCAAGUGGAAAAGGCCUUGGGAAAAAUUACUGAGAGUAAAAAUAAACUGGCCUACGAAAAGGGAAAACUCCAGAUAAAAGUUAAACAGCUAGAAGAACAACUACAUUCUUUUACUGAAACUAGUUCACAGAAUGACCAUCUACGCAAGUUGAACAAGGCUCUAGAGAGCAAAUAUGCUCAGGUGAAAUCCAUUCUCGAAAAGAACGAGGAGGAGCUCUCACAAGCCAUGAGGAGCCGGGACGCAGCGCUGAAAGAGAGUCAGAGGUUGAAAGGGGACCUCGAGGCCCUGGAGGACAGAGAGAGCAAGAAGGUGGGAAACUUUCAGCGACAACUGGCGGAGGCUAAGGAGGACAACUGCAAGGUCACGAUCAUGUUGGAGAACGUGCUGGCCUCCCACAGCAAGAUGCAAGGCGCUCUGGAGAAAGUACAGAUAGAGCUGGGGCGGAGGGACUCGGAGAUCGCCGGCCUCAAGAAAGAAAGGGCUCUAAAUCAACAGAGGGUGCAGAAGCUGGAGGCGGAAGUGGACCAGUGGCAAGCCAGGAUGCUGGUUGUAGAUGCCCAGCACAACAGCGAGAUGGAGCCUCUACAGAAAGCUCUAGAUGUAGCUAGAGAAGACAACAGGAAACUGGCUUUGAGCCUGGAACAAUCACUCCAGACAAAUAAUCAUCUACAAACAAAGCUCGAUCACGUUCAAGAGAAAUUGGAAAACAAUGAACUUGAGCGACAAAAUCUGGAAACCUUCAAAGAACGAAUGACUGAGGAAUCCAAAAUGGAAGCAGAAAUGCACGCUGAACGCAUAGAAGCUCUAAGAAAGCAGUUUCAAACUGAGAGAGAAACGGCCAAGAAAGCAGCACAACGGGAAAUGACUGAGCUGAAGAAGGCCCUCGAUGAAGCCAACUUCAGAUCCGUGGAGGUAACCCGGACCAACCGAGAGCUGCGGCAGAAACUGACAGAGCUUGAGAAGGUCGUGAACAGUAGCAAGGAGAAAAUAAAGAAUCAAAAGGCCCAAAUUAAGCUCCACUUGUCGACUAAGGCGAAUAAUACUCAGAAUGUAGAGAGGAUGAAGCAAAUAGAAACAGAAUUGAGGCAAAUGGAGCUAAUUAAGGAUCAAUAUCAGAAAAAAAAUUAUGAACAGUCGCUGAGCAUCCAGAAGUUCGUGUCUGAAAUGACCAACCUACAGAAGGAGAUGCAGCUCUUGGCCAAGAGCCAGUAUGAGACCUCGGCGAGGAACAAGCAGCAGGAGCUGCGCCUCGAGGCGGAGAGGAAGAUAAGGCAGGGCCUGGAGGGCCGGUGCCAGGAAUUGGAAGAAACGAUCAGACACCUAAGGAAAUGUAAAGAGGCAACAGAGCAUAAACUGAAAGAAGCCAGUGUAGAAUCAGAACAGAUAACAGCUAACCUGGAAGAAGCCCAUCGCUGGUUUAAGUGUAGGUUUGAUGGCCUCCAACUUGAGCUGACAAAAAACCGGUUGCAGAGGCUUCCCCGAGAAGACAGGUGGCUGGAAGAGGACCACGGUAACAAGCAUGAUGUUGCAUCCGGCCAGUCUGCUCUACACCGAUGGGAGAAUAAACAGAAUCUUAAACUUGUGCCCAAGAAGUGUCAUUCUGAACUUGAGAGAAAGUGAUGUCCUUGACAGAGGCGCUGCUUCAUCUAGAGCUACACCGCCAUGAUUUCCUGAGCCCAGCGUCCCGGGCUGGCCUUUCCCGCAGUCAUCAGAACAUGAAGUCUUUGAUGUGGGCUGAAGAUUUUGGACUUGAGUUUCUCAUAUUAUGAACUUGCUGAUAUCAGUAUAGAACCACCCCAUCUUAUUUGUCCUUUUCCCCCAUUUUCCACCCAAUAAAUUUCUAUUAAUUUGUUGUAUGAU
Messenger RNA from Enhydra lutris kenyoni (northern sea otter), 2921 nucleotides. Its product is annotated as coiled-coil domain containing 150. The record is from RefSeq and is a predicted model, not a curated record. The transcript is spliced from 23 exons. NCBI's taxonomy places the organism in Eukaryota, Metazoa, Chordata, Mammalia, Carnivora, Mustelidae. The coding region runs from base 51 to 2681 and encodes 876 amino acids.